AACUCUUCUCUUCUAAUUUAGCUGUACUUUCGUUUUUCUGAAAGAUCGACACAAUUUUCCAUGAGCUUGUUUUCUAACUUGGUCGAAAGGCGUUGCAGCAUUAAACCGAUAUCCCCUGCACCAAAAAAUGAAAUUAUCCGGGUCCUCGCCUUCCUCAAUCAGUUCUCUAGGAAGCCGCUCUUGCAAUUCCGCUUUCUUUCCAGCCAUGUCGCACUCUCUUUCCUCCAGCUCUCUUUUUAAAUCGGCAAUUUUCAAAUCAACCAAUCGCGCCAUUCUUCCUUCACUGAUCUUCCGAUUUAUUUUCACUAAAUGUCCAAUAAUCCACACCCCACACCUGACACCAAUGUAGCCUUUUUCUGAGUUCUUUUGGGUGUGGAUUAGAACACUUGAUUCCAUAAAAGGAGAUGCACUAAUUAAUUUCACACACAACACAACUAACUUUAACUUAACUAGAUAGAACAUUUAUG
Molecule: messenger RNA, 467 nt
Organism: Acanthoscelides obtectus
Lineage: Eukaryota; Metazoa; Arthropoda; Insecta; Coleoptera; Chrysomelidae
Source: the annotation of a GenBank genome assembly